Zootoca vivipara (common lizard) is the source of this 879-nucleotide messenger RNA. NCBI's taxonomy places the organism in Eukaryota, Metazoa, Chordata, Lepidosauria, Squamata, Lacertidae. The record is from RefSeq and is a predicted model, not a curated record.
GGACAGCGUGGAGGCCGUCGGGGAGCAGCUGAAAGUCUACCACCAGCAGUACCAGGACAAGAGCCGGGAGUAUGAUCUCCUCUACGAGGAAUAUACCCGCACCUCCCAGGAGCUGCAAAUGAAGAGGACGGCGAUUGAGGCCUUCAACGAGACCAUCAAGAUCUUCGAGGAGCAAUGCCAGACGCAGGAAAAAUGCAGCCGCGACUACAUUGAGCGCUUCCGGAGGGAGGGCAACGACAAGGAGAUACAGCGCAUCCUGAUGAACUCGGAGAAGCUGAAGUCUCGCGUGGCCGAGAUCCACGACAGCAAGAUGCAGCUGGAGGAGGACCUGAAGCAGCAGGCGUCCGAGAACCGGGAGAUUGACAAGCGCAUGAACAGCCUCAAGCCAGACCUGCUGCAGCUGCGGAAACUGCGGGACCAAUACUUGGUGUGGCUGACCCAAAAGGGGACCCGGCAGAAGCAGAUCAACGAAUGGCUGGGGAUCAAGAACGAGACGGAGGACCACUACUCCAUGAUGGAGGACGAGGAGGAACUUCCGCACCACGAGGAGCGGACUUGGUACGUGGGCAAGAUCAACCGCACGCAGGCCGAGGAGAUGCUGGCGGGCAAGAGGGACGGGACCUUCCUCAUCCGGGAGAGCAGCCAGCGAGGGUGCUACGCCUGCUCCGUCGUGGUCGACGGCGACACCAAGCACUGCGUCAUCUACAAGACGGCCACGGGCUUUGGCUUCGCGGAGCCCUACAACCUCUACGCCUCGCUCAAGGAACUGGUCUUGCACUACAAACACACCUCCCUCGUGCAGCACAACGACUCGCUCAACGUCACCCUGGCGUACCCCAUUUUCCCGCUGCCCCCCAGAUGAAGACCGUGGCUCCAAAG